AUCCAAGCCCCUUGGCAACGCUUUUAUCUCCGCGCGCUGCAUCACUGGUGGCGUCGUUACCACAACAACUGCCAGCACCACCUCGACACCCACCAGCGACACCAGUGCACCUGGCGGCGACAACACAACACCUGCCGGCGAUACCACCACACCUGCCAGCGAUACUAUCGCAGCUGCCGGCGACGCCACAACACCUGCUGGCGAUAACACAACACCUGCCACCACCACCGCACCUGUUGGUGGCACCACCACACCUGCCACCACCGCCACCCCUGCCGGCGACACCACCAUACCUGCCACCACCACCACCCCUGCCGGCGACACCACCACACCUGCCAGCGACAACACAACACCUGCUGGUGCCACGUCAGCUCCUUCUGAGUACCCGGACUUAAAGAGGAUAACCACAAGGGUGGCGGAGUCUCGUGAGGUGCAAGAGGUCACUGGCGAUGACUGGACGUGCAAGGACGUGUACUCCAUGUUUGGGCUCACGCUCAAGGAAUUCGUGGGCAUGAACCCGGUGAGUCCCGUGUUGGGCACGUUGGGGGCAUUAGAGUCAUUCACGCACCAUGUCACCCCAUGUGGCACCGUGGCACUAUUUCACGUCGAGGACGUUGGGGGCAUUAGAGUCAUUCGCGCACCAUGUGGCACCAUGUUACGUCAAAUCAUAUCAAUUUUGCACAUCUCUGCCGCUUCUUCACUGUCAUUCACUCACCCCCUCCCUUUCAUUGAAACCAUCCCUCUCUCUCACCUCCUUCCUCUCUCUCACCCCGUUCCUCUCUCUCACCCCCUCCCUCUCUUUCACCCCCUCCCUCUUUCUCACCCCCUUCCUCUCUCUCACCCCGUCUCUCUCUCUCACCCCGUCCCUCUCUCUCUCUCCAUCCCUCUCUCUGAUUCCCUCCCUCACUCUCAUUCCCUCCCUCACUCGCAUUCCCUCCCUCACUCUCAUCCCCUCCCUCUCUCUCACCCCCUCCCUUUCUCUCACCCCUUCCUUCUCUCUCGCCCCCUCCCUCUCUCUCAACCCCUCCCUCUCUCUCAAUCCCUCCCUCUCUCUGACCCCCUACCUCUCUCUCACUCCUUCCCUCACUCUCAAUCCCUCCCUCACUCUCAACCUCUCACCCCUUCCCUCUCACUCACCCUCUCCCUCUCUCACUUACUCUUCCCCUCCCUCUCUCACUUACCCUCCCCCCCCAGGGUAUUGAUUGCUCCAAGUGGCAAAGUUUCUCAACCUCUCCGAGGAAGACCUGUGGAGAAUGACACAUGCGCCUCGGUGGCCAAGUUUCUCAACAUCUAUGAGGAGGACCUGUGGAGGUACAACCCCGGAAUGAUCAACUCCUGCUCACGCCUCCCUGCGUUCCGCUCUCUGUGUGUGGAGAGAGAACCCGCCAAGGCCAACUGGGACUGUGUGAGCCGCGCACUGGCCCCCAGUGUGGUGAACUGGAAGCGCUUUGCCGUGGCCAAUGGAGCCAGCACCCUGGACCUUGUCAGGCUCAACCCGUGGCUGGCCUUCCGUGAUGCUGAGAGCGAGACCGACUCUGAUUAUGUUUGUGUGUCUGCCACCUACAGCUAA
This is a messenger RNA of Closterium sp. NIES-65, 1570 nucleotides long. Lineage: Eukaryota; Viridiplantae; Streptophyta; Zygnematophyceae; Desmidiales; Closteriaceae. The record is from the annotation of a GenBank genome assembly.